AUAGGUCACGACGACGUUUCAGGCGAUGGCCCAAGUUCUUCGUGAAAAACCCCAGGGCCCAUUGCCCGAAACGUCGCCUCUCGCGUCCCCACGCGGCUCUCCGGCACGGGGUCCGUGGCGCCCUGCGUUGAGUCGCAUUCUUGAGAGCCAAGAGGCUCGGACCCGAGGGCUUUUCGGCACGGUGCAGGCUCGGAGCUGGCUCAAGGGAGCAGACUCAGCCAUGGCGCUCAACUCGAGGAGGCUCUGAGCACGAUCCCCGCCACGCUCACGAUUUCCAUGAGCCUGAGCCGAGCCGUGGAAGCUCGCCACGGCUGUGGAAGCGACCCAGCGGCUCUUUCCGGAGCUGAGCCGCGUUAGAGGCCAGGGCCAAGUCGUGAUUAAGAAGGCGACGUGGGCAGUGAUCGUCUCGCGUUGGGAAGGUUUUUUUGGUUACAUUUCAGUUGGUGGUUGACGACUCGGUCUUAACAUCUUCGACUCUCUCGGUCCAAUAUAAUUACACUUUGUGAGAGUCAACAGUAGUUCUAGAUAAUGGCUCGGAAUAUAAAUGUGGAGUUUCCGUCGCUGUUCAGGACCAGAGAUGAGCGCCGCGCGAUUGUUAAUCUGACGAGGGAAACGGACGUAUUCAACAUUCACCCCUGUAAAUGCAAUUCUGUUGGGCAGUGGGUCGCUUAAAUUGCACUUUAAGGGAAAGCCGCCCUAUAAAGUCACCGUCUCCCCUCACAACAAGGUGUCAUUUUGUCUUUAGCAGCAGUGAAAAUUGCAAGCCUCACCUUCGAGUGAUAACUAUUGACGUGAUUUAUCGACCCGAAGGAAUGAUGGGCCGAGUCGAGCACCGAGCGAUUGUGAAACGUGCAGUCUGACCAUCAUAGCGCCACCAUUUUGCCAACUUUGAACGAAUGUAAACCUAACCCUGUCAGAGCCGUGUGCCGCUAACAAUAGCCCACAUAUUCUUGGUUCUUUCGGUAAAGUCACGCAGAAGGGAAACAAUAAAAUAUAUUUGUAUUAUAUUUGUACGUGACUUUACCGAAAGAACCAAGAAUAUGAAUCCCUGCAGUCACGAAAGCUUUAAAUCAAAAUAGCCCACAUGGUAACUCUCUACUAGCUCUAAUGCUGAAAUUAAGUUAUUUGGUUAUUAUUAUUUUUUAUUAUUAACCUCGUGAUUGAUGCAUUGAUUCGCGUUUGUAACUCUACGUUUUUUUUUGUUGCAAUGUUCAGGAUGUAUCAUGGCUCGUUCUCUGCUAUGACGCCUCGUGAAACAAUUGCUGCUAUCAUUCGGCCACCCUGGUUCUAGUUUCCUCGCCGAGGACGCGGGCUGCACUAAGCAGGUUCAGUGCAGCUUGCAAAACGAGACUUGAGAAGGCGCGUUUCUCGCGUUCACGGGUUUAUCAAACCUCCAACUUGCCUGCCCUCUUCACAGUUCACAAUCUCUGGAACGUCAACACAGCAAGGGUGGGGAAAACCCGAUUUUUUUUUUUUGCCCGACAAAUCGGGUUAUUGGUUUUAAUGGAAUUAAACCCGAUUUUGCCGAUUAAAACCUGGUUUUAUUAUCGGCGUCUCGUGCACACUUCAAUCCUGCUGCUCGUCGUCGUCGUCCGCCGCUCUCGCCGCUGGACUCGGUGUUGUUGUCGCCGGCGUCCGGUAGUCGUAGAACGCGUUGAGGUUCGACUUAAUGAAGACGAGCUUCUCGACUGUGCCGGGCGCCAGGCUGUUCCUCAACUUGGAAUGGAUAAAUCCCAUCGUCGAGAAGUUUCGCUCAGACGCAGCGGUCGACGUGGCCAUGCUGAACAGUUUGAUGGCGAUCUUCUGGAGCGCGGGAUAGUCGCCUCCGACGAGUGGCGAACUCACGACGAAGGCCUCGGCGAGGGCUGCACGCACCGCGUGGCUCAGGCGCAUGGCGGCUGAGCCCGGGCCCGGCCCGAACGCCGCUAAUGGCCGCACAUUUUUGCAGCAGAUGGCGCACAGGCAGGUGCUGAGGCGGCUAGUGGUGGUGCAGGAGGCCGUGAGCAGGGCGGCGCGCGGCUCCCAUGCACCGCUCUCCUCCUCAUCGCUGUUGCUGACGACGCCGUUGGCGCGGCCGCUCGACACGACAUGGAUGCGCAGCGCGCGCGGCUUCACGUCCACGGCGACGCGCGCCAUCUCCUUUCACGUGCAGGACGUGGACGACUUCACGGAGCGCGUGGUGAACAGCGACACGCCCGUCGUGGUCGAUUUCCACGCGCAAUGGUGCGGGCCCUGUAAGAUUCUGGGCCCUCGCCUCGAGAAGCUGGUGGCAAAGCAGUCGGGCAAGGUGCUCAUGGCCAAGGUGGACAUCGACGACCAUACGGACCUGGCCGUUGAGUAUGGGGUGUCGGCGGUGCCCACGGUGCUCGCCAUGCGGAAUGGCAGCGUCGUCGACAAGUUUGUGGGCGUGCGCGACGAAGACCAGCUGGAGGUUUUCCUUAAGAAGCUUGUGAGCCCCGUGGCCUCGGCACAGAGGGAGGCGGGUGACACAAAGAGCACUGAAUAGAAACACGGGGGGCAAGGGGGUGCCUUUGUUGAAGCUGAGCCGGGGUGGUGGAGGCAGCCGGACUCGUGGGUUCGGCGACGCUUCUUUAACCUCAUGGAAGAGAAUGUAAGGCAAAUGUAUUCACCAAAUGCGGACAACUUUGUGGUAAAUGUUGCAAACGAUCACAAGCUAGUUUCUACAACGAAUAAAUUAAACUGAGUCGAGAUCAUUGAAACUGCACAGGUAAUCAUCUGAUUACUAUCAUUUGUCUCUAUAUCCGCGUUGGCUAUGUAAGUGUAGGCGUUCUGUAUUUAAGGAUCUGCAUUGUUACGUGUAGGUUGUGUGGUGUGGUAAUGUGCACGAGUGCAAAUUGUUGCCAUUAAACCUGCAUCACUUUGCUCAAUUUCCCACAAAUUUCUGAAUGGUUGGAAGUGCUCACCAAUGUGUGCAUCAACCCAUACCUCCACGUGAAACCUGUAAUGUUUUAAGAACUCUGCAAAUUUGCAAAAGUGCGUUAACUUGAGUGUCCGAGGUGUCUGAAAAUGCCCUCACUCCCACUUAAUGAGGGUGAACAAAGCUGCUUCUAAUAGCCUGUGGGUGUGACACAGAGCACAGGAAAAAACAUUGUUUAAGAGACUGACAUUUGAGCUCUUACUUCGAUGAUAGCACUGUCUUAAUAACAAUAGUAACUACAUAAUUUGAAUCCUGCUACCACGUGCAUAACUGCUGCCAUGUACAUGACUAGCUAUCAAUGGGAAGUGCUGGUUGUGGUGGGGUCUGUGGUGUGUUGCCUUUCGGAAUAUACAUUUAGCAGGGACUAUUGGACAACACAGUUAAUCUGAGAAAUCGUCUCCAAUCCACUACAAAAACAAGUUCGAAUUUGACCAAGUCUAAAUGGGUUGUGUGGCGUUGAAAGCUCUAGCCUUACAACACCUAGUCACGGCCGUAACCUUAAUGUUUGUCACCUAAAGCGUCGCGUGAACAUUGAGCACGCAGCUGCACUGUCCGGGAUGCACGUCGAUCCCGAGUCUCCACGUUCCGCGUUGUAACGGCACUGCUGAUGAGCCCCAUGUUGUCGACUCCAGAGUUCCAUCUAGUGCUCUGUCUCAGCAGCAUGCUAUGCGGGCACACUGCAGAGAUGCCGGGACGUGGGUAGCAGACCUCGGCAGGAGCUGAUUUACUUACCCAAGGACACGGUGUAAGCUGGUGAAGCAACGCUUCCCCAGCAUGAGUGGCAGUGCCGGCAACGUCGAGCUGCUGUCUACCGUCUGCCACCAAACUGAAUCUAUCAUGACACCUGCUUAGCAGCACAGCCUCCACUGUUUACUUACAGCUGUUGCUCAUACGAAAACAAUCUCUUGUUUUUUUCAAAUAUCGUGAAGAAGUCGUUGCUUAAAGUAGCAACUUACAAAGAGUGCUUUCAGUCACGUAUUUUAGGGAAGUUGGAAACCCCUAUUGGGUUGCGCGCAGUUGUAUAGGGCACUAGUUUGGCUACGUAACCCAAGCUUUCCCUUGCAAGCCUUGCUACAAAUCAUCACAAUUCCUCGUUUUUACUUGCAAAGUUCAAUAUAUGAACUUAGGCCACACGGUACUUGUAAUUGCGUUCAUGAGGGGUUCUCGAGCCAAGACUGAGUUUGCGUUUGUGUGUUUUGGGAGUCUGCGUGUGAGCCUGCAUCGCUCUGAAUCCUUUUGUUUUAUUAUUUACAGUAUUUCUUCAUGUAUGGUUAUUGCAUAAAACAACUUUGCAGAGUAUUUACCUAUUCAAUUAUUGUGAUACAUUGAACAUGUUCCUGAUUUGAAAUUGCAGAUUGUUCUUUUGCUGUAGUUUGUACUGCUGAACAUUGUCAAUAAAUCACAUCUGUAUGAAA
This is a messenger RNA of Petromyzon marinus (sea lamprey), 4353 nucleotides long. It is a transcript of the gene TXN2, whose product is annotated as thioredoxin 2. Gene Ontology annotation, molecular function: protein-disulfide reductase activity. Lineage: Eukaryota; Metazoa; Chordata; Hyperoartia; Petromyzontiformes; Petromyzontidae. The record is from RefSeq and is a predicted model, not a curated record. Gene Ontology annotation, cellular component: mitochondrion. Gene Ontology annotation, biological process: cell redox homeostasis.